CAACACCUUUAGAGACAUUGGUCUCUGUACACGAAGAAAAUGGUGACCAACGAGGGGCCAUAGAACUAGAGUAUCCAGAGCGGUUUGCAGUAAUUAAAUGUAUUUCCUUUCUUUGUAUCUUCACCGUAGUCAUUGUAGUCAUCGUAGUCAUGGAGGAGCAGACCGCCUCUCCUGCAGCCAACGCAGACAACAACGGCCAGAGAAAUGGAGAUGAGAAGCCCCGACGUGGCAACUGGACCAAGGGGAGGAAGAGGAAGAAGCCGAUGAAGGACAGCAACGCACCCAAGGCCCCCCUCACGGGCUACGUCCGCUUCAUGAACGACAGGCGGGAGCAGCUACGGGCCGAGCGCCCGGACGUGCCCUUUCCAGAGAUCACCAGGAUGCUGGGCAACGAGUGGAGCAAGCUGCCCCCCGAGGAGAAGCAGCGAUACUUGGACGAGGCGGAACGAGAUAAGGAGCGCUACAUGCGGGAGCUGGAGAAGUACCAAAAGACGGAGGCCUACAAACAUUUCACCAGGAAGGUUCAGGAGAAGCAGAAAGGCAAGAGACACAGGGGAGAUGCGGGGCACCAGGUAGCCAAUGAAGCUCUUCACGAGAAGGAUGGGGAAGGGAAGGACAGAACUGUGUUCGACAUCCCCAUCUUCACUGAGGAGUUCCUCAACCACAGCAAAGCGCGUGAAGCGGAGAUGCGGCAGCUGCGUAAGACCAACAUGGAGUACGAGGAGCGCAACGCGGCGCUGCAGAAGCACGUGGAGAGCAUGCGCGGCGCCGUCGAGAGGCUGGAAGGCGACGUGAUGCAGGAGAGGGGACGCAACGGGCUCCUCCACCAGCACUUGGAGACCCUGCGGCAGGCGCUGACCUCCAGCUUCUCUUCCGUGCCUCUGCCAGCGAGUGGAGAGACGCCCACGCUGGACAGCAUUGACUCCUACAUGAAGAAGCUGCACAGCAUCAUAGUCAGCAGCCCCCAGGAGCACGAGAACCUCAUCAACACUGUGAGGGAAGUGGUCAACCGUCUGGACAGAUAAUUGGACCGUGUCGCAGUGAUUCAAAGGAUUGAGAGUCACAGUAGAGGCUGCUCCCUGACCGGGAAUCUUCCUGUCGAUCUGUCCUCCCAAUUUAUUUUCAAACAUCUUUUCUCACUUCUCUAAGUUAAUGUAAGUGAAGGUGAUGUAGGGACUCAUAUGUAUUUAUUAUUGGUUUACAUUUUUUAACUCUGUCCACACUUUAUUAAUAUAGCUGUAGUUUGUUUUGUAAAUCAAAUGAUAGGACAUGAAUCAGUUUUAUGUCACUCAUUGCUUCUGUUUUGUCUUUAUGUCCAUUUAUAGCAAAUGCUUUCACGGACAAUAUCUAAAGCAUUAUCAGACAUGUUGUAAACAAAGAUAAAAUGUAUCAGUGAGUUUGUAUUCACCAUAUCCGAGAAAUGUUUUCUGUUUUUAUACCCUGUUAAAGAAAAACAUGUGCCAUUUAUUUUUUUCUCCUGUGUGUAAAAGUGUUUGUGUUUUCAAUAAACGUAUUUACAUCA
Messenger RNA from Eleginops maclovinus (Patagonian blennie), 1522 nucleotides. It is a transcript of the gene hmg20a, whose product is annotated as high mobility group 20A. The transcript is spliced from 9 exons. The record is from RefSeq and is a predicted model, not a curated record. Gene Ontology annotation, biological process: regulation of gene expression. Lineage: Eukaryota; Metazoa; Chordata; Actinopteri; Perciformes; Eleginopidae. The coding region runs from base 150 to 1025 and encodes 291 amino acids. Gene Ontology annotation, cellular component: nucleus.